UUCAUUCAGCAUGACGGCAGCUCUGCAUACUAAUGGAAACACCUGUUGCUGAGAGCUGCUUCACCUGCCUGUGACCUUCCCGCCGACGUUUUUAUCUGGCAGGUUGUCUUUAUGCUAGCUGUCAGCUCUCCCUGCUCCAACACUUCCAGUUUGGCUGCUUUCCACUCGCUCAGAGGUGUAUCUGGAAAUGGAUCGCGGCCUGCUGUAACUCCGGGCCGGUCACAGAUCAGGGGUGGCCUCAGUGUGUGAGAAGGUGGCAGACAAUCAGAGGCUUCAGCCAUGCUGUCCGGGGCACAGCCGUGCUUCCAGCUGCUUCGGAUCGGCCUGUCAACGGGCGACUCGGCGCGGGAUCUGUACACGUUCCGUCCGGCGCUGACCCACUCCGUGUUCCGUCUGGGUCGGGCCGCGGAGCUGUGCGACGUCACGCUAGAUUCGACUUCGGUGUCGCGCAUCCACGCCGAGCUGCACGCUGAGAAGGAGGAGAGCGAAGGCGACGGAGAGCCGGAGCAGGAGGAGGGCUGGAAGGUCCAUAUCAAAGACAGGAGCAGUCAUGGAACGUGGGUGAACGACACGCACCUCCAGCCGGGCAUCCUGUGGGAGCUCUCCGACGGUGACACGCUGACCUUUGGAGGUCAUUCACCUCCAGGAAGCCCUGAGUUCUACUUUCUCUUCCAGAAGGUCAAAGUUCGUCCUCUGGACUUCGAUGCCAUCACAAUUCCAAAGGCAGGGACGUUUUCGUCAGACUUGCAGAACCGGAUCAGGACCAACUUGGACCGAAAAUCAGCCAUCAACCUGGACCUCUCCCAGAUGUCCAUCAACCGGGCCACAGUAAUUCUGAACUCCAUCGGCAGCCUGAGUAAGAUGAAGGGCAGUGCCUGGACCUUUAAGAGGAGCCACAGCCACGAGGGAACCAUUUCUGACCCGGGAACCCCCUCUUCCUCUUCACCUGUGGGCUUCUCCUCGCUGGUUCCUUCCUCCACACAUCCAUCGUUUUCUUCUACAACCUCGGUGCCGUUGAUAAAACCGCUCCAGACCGCAUCCAGGAGCAGGAGAAAGUCUGCACACACGGUUCUCCUGGAGGACGACAGCUCAGAUGAGCCCAGGAGUCGAGGAGCCAUGACAGGAGUUGUGGAGGAAGGACAGAGGUCGCGACCUAAGAAGAGAAGGAGACUCUAUAAAUCUGAGUCUGACAGUUUCAGCUCUCUUCCCCCUCCCCCACUGCAGCCCAAGCUCCACAGCGACAUCCGGCGUCCGCUGGAGGCCAAACCCUUCCCAGUAGGCAUCAGGACCAUCGGCAGCUUCCACGGCGCCAUGACCAACAGCAGACUGAACCAGCAGCUACUGCAGGCCUCCUUCACCAGCGUGGUUCCCCACAGACCGGAGGUGGACACCACACACCGGGUCAAAACCGCGGUGAAUGGAAACAUCGCCACUUUCCGUCAACAGAAAACGGCCCACGGUUCGCCGACAGCGCAGAGAGGGAGGCGGAGGCCCAACAGCACGCCGGUGUUCUCUCCCCUGGUGGUGGGAGGGGAGAACUACAGCCUGGCAUCGCCCACAGUGAGGAUCCGAACUGACGAGAGAGGAAGGGUACAGUUCAACCGAUUCCAUCAUCAAACAGCUAAACGACGAGGCCGGCCCAGAAAACACCCCCUCCCUCCGAGGCCCUUCCUGCCCUCUCCCUCCUCCUCCUCUUCCUCCUCCACUUCAUCGGCCUCCUCUUCCUCCGGCUCCUCCUCGUCCUCCUCUUCAGAGGACGACGAAGACGAGGGUGUGGCGGUGGGGGUGGUGGAGCCGUGCGCCGCCCCGCGGUGCCGGCUGCCACAGCAGGACACGGUGCAGUGGAUCCAGUGCGACGUGUGCGACGCCUGGUACCACAUAGACUGUCUGCACGUGGACCGGAAGAAGGUGCUGAUGGACCCCAACGCCGACUUCCACUGCGGCUGCCGCUGACGGAGGCCCGGGGUUCCGACUGAACAUUUUAACCCUCAAAUGUUUAAUUCCUUUAGUCUUAAAAACAUGAAAUGAAAACUGGUUCCUCUGCAUAAGCAGGCAGUCAUGAUUCAUCCCCUUGUGAAGCAGCUGCUUCUCCAGCCUCAGUCCCUCUCUGAAGCUUCAGAGGAGAGAAACUAAUGAAAUGUCUUUGCUUGGAUUUCAUUACGGCUCCCGCUGCCUGAAGAGCUGAGAUGACGACGGGAACACUUGAUGAAAUGUUUAAGCUCCUGCCCACUGUUGACCGGAGCUGCGUUCAGGGAGAUUAAUGAAAUGUUUUUUAACAGAAUAAACUUUUCUCAGAUCUCCUCUGCAGAUCUUCGCUUUGCUGAUGCAGCCGCCUCACGGAUAUUUAAGACUUUCCUGGGUGGAAGCAGCAGUGGGCGUGGGAGGCGGCGGGGCAAUUAAAAGCACAGAAAUGUGUCGCCGCUGCUGAGGAUGAUCAUCAGAUGUUUGAAAGCACUUCUGCAGGAGCAGCUGCAGGAUUUAAGGAGGAUUGGAUUUUUAUUAAAAUGCAGAGCUGCAGCUGGUCAGAAAAUAACUCCUAACCACUGAAAUGAUAUGAAAUAUAAACUCCUAAUGGAGACAGAAAAACCGAUGCUCUUUUCUGGGUCCGAUGGGUUAGGUGUUAAUGUCAGAGAUGAUUUUAUGGUCUUCCUUUCAGCUUCCAUAGGCUCUUCACACUACUGAAACUUUAAGCCAAAGUUGCUGUGUUUACCCUGAAUGUACACAAAUCUUCUCAAAAUACUUAGUUUUUUCACUCGUUUCAUAAUCUUCAUUUUGAAUUUCUGUUCUGGUAAACCCAUCUGGGAAAAAGUUUGUCGUACAAGUUUAAAAAAAGAGAAAGUGGGAGAAAAUGUUGGAAAAAAAGAGAUAGAUUAAUGGAAAAAAAAAUUAUUUUUAUUUGAAGCGACUGAAGUUUUGCAGAUUUAAUUACUUUCAAUUCACUCGCGUUUAGAUUUGAUCCAACGUUGCUGCAGCUUAGUAACCCAGGCAGAAAUUCACAGCCGUCUGUAUGACAUCAUAACCAAACUAAAUGAACUUUAUAUCACUAGUUAGCAGGUUGAAAUUCAGUACAUAUAUUCAGCUAAUUUGUCGAGAAUAAAUUAAAUAGGUGCUCAAAGGUUUAGAUUUUUACUAACAAUUUAAAAAAAUCAAUUUAUUUUUAAAUAAGUUGCAAUGAACUUUCUGACCUCAUUACAAACGUAAAGGUGCUGUUCAGCUCAGGUUGCUCAGGCGUUGCUGCAGCCUGUUGGGUUUUCUGUUGAUCUUUUAGUCGUCUGUGUUCAGAACGUUUCUGUUUGUUUGUUUGCAGUUUUAUUGGGAUAAAAAUGUUUAAAAUGCAUCUUUUCAGCCUCUCUGCUUCACACGAGGUGUUUGCGAUCUUCACGGCGUGGAGCAGUUGGGUUAACGCACCUUCGCACGCAGCCGGUUUUCCACUUUCAUGUGGUAAAACCGACUGUUGUAGAUCUUUUACAAAUCAGGUGUUUUUGGCUCCAACACGUGUUAAAGGUUUGACUUGCUGGGAAAUUGAAACGACUGCAAUGUCGACCGCAGGAACCACAAACGUGAAAACUGGAUCUUUGUAGAGGGUUAUUCUGAGCAGAUUGCAGAAUGAGGCCCUGCAGGUUUGCAGACAACUUCUAACUUUUACCUGAUUCUAAAUUAAUACCGAAGUGUUGGAAUUGUCUGGAAAGAGUCAAAUAAUAUGAUAUUAGGGCAAAGUUUUUUCUUGUUGUGGAUUUCCUGAACAUCUCGGAAGGAUUUUCAUUCAACAAACCUGUGAAUGAAAAUGUGGUCUAAUUGUACUGUUUUCUGUGUUUGGUAGGUUCUGUUUUUAUAGUUUGUCUUCUUUGCUUGGUGAUGAUGGAAAUGUGUCCUAUUAGUGCAGACAGAUACUGAGAUCAGAGGAUCUAAAAAGUGUCCACACCCCUGCUGAAACAGCAUGUUUAUGUAACCUUUUAAUAUUGGGUUCAAACCGUCCAAUUCAGCUAAAAUACCAACAAAUCGGAAGGAAUUGUAAAAACAAGUUAAAGUUUCAAUGACCUAGUUUUACCAGUCUGCACACUCUUAAAAUAAUACGUUGUUUUAUUUAAUUUUAACUUUAUUCUUCUUUGAAAGAAAUCUUUCAGCACCCCACAUCCUGAGCCGGUAGAAUCUCUCCACUCUAUCCUGCAAAGGUUCUGCAAGUUCUCCGAUUGUGAGAACGUCUCUUGUCCACAGUCCUCUUCUGGUGAGCUCACCUGGUGGGAUCUUCUGAUCUGGACUCCGACUGGGUCCUUCCAGAGGGUCCUUCCGGACACCUGAAGGGUUUGGGUCAGAUCUGAUUAGCAUUUGGAACUUUUCUGAAUUUCCUCCACCCUAAUAACAAUUAAAAACCAGUUAAAUCUGGUUCUGGAGAAAAUAUCCAUCAGUUUUCCAUAUUUUCUCCAAUUAUUGAUGAUGGCCUUGCUUGUGCCCUGGUAUAUAAAUAUUUAAAAUAUUUGAUUUCUCUUCGUGCUCUUCUUCUGAUUGAUACUUUUGAUCCUUUUCAACCUCGCUGCACAUUUGGACUUUAACUUAAAGAUGCGAAAAUCCAGCCAGAACCACUGAACUUAAUUUCGGGUUGUUCUGGUUCAUUGUUCUUAUUGCUUCAACAAAGUUUUGCACCAUCAGGCAACCUGAUUAUUCCAACUUCAAUUUUGUUUUCAUUUUUUCCUCCUAAAAGAUGUUUUUUUUUAAGUUGAGAUGACUUGAUGUGGUCUAAUUUUAUUAAAUCACUUAAAAACUGCCAUUUAACAGGGGCGUGUAAACCUUUAAAAAAUUCUGCAUCUUCAGAUCAUUCAAACGACUCUUCAAAACUGUUUAAUGAAAGAGAGAACUGACCUCUUUUAAUUGUAGCUGUUGGUUCUGUUGUUGCGGGUCAUUAUUCUGCAGAUCUGAGACUUUUUAUCUUUUCCAUCAUCUUGAACAACUUUGACAGUCUGUAACCAGCAGACAUUUUGAUGAUUACUUUGCUCCGGUCACAACUUCGUGUGUUCAGCGUUUUGUUUGUACCAUCUGGAUCUACAUCAGAUUUUUGUCUCCUGAUAAAGUCCCACAAAGCUGCACUUACGAGGUGACCGCUUUAUGAGUGAGCAGCGAAUCAAAAGGAUUGUUUCGUAAAUUGCUUUGCUUUGAUUCGGAGCUUCACAGCGCUCUGCUUUUACAUGGCCGGCGCUUUAAUUAGCACAUAAAAAAUGCAGAGAAUCAGUUUGACUUUGUUGGGUUUUCUGAGGUUGUACAGAAUCAUAAAUCUCUGAGAUGCCACGAACGUCAGAGUUAUCAGAGGAGAAAUAAAGAUUAUUCAAAAAAUGUA
Molecule: messenger RNA, 5329 nt
Organism: Girardinichthys multiradiatus
Lineage: Eukaryota; Metazoa; Chordata; Actinopteri; Cyprinodontiformes; Goodeidae
Gene: tcf19l
Product: transcription factor 19 (SC1), like
Exons: 5
Coding region: 280-1953 (557 amino acids)
Biological process (GO): regulation of gene expression
Cellular component (GO): nucleus
Molecular function (GO): protein binding
Source: RefSeq, a predicted model, not a curated record